AUGUCAAGUGCAUUAUUUAUUUUAUUCUGCGUAAUAACUGAGUCAUACACAGCACGAAUACUGGCAGUGUUUCCUUCUCCAUCCGUGAGCCACCAGGUCGUAUUCCGACCUCUGACUUUAGAAUUGGCAAAGCGAGGUCAUGAACUCACUAUAAUUACACCAGACCCAAUAUUCAAUUCCAAAAGUACUGAGAAUUACCGAGAGAUCGACGUCCACAAUAUAUCGUAUUCAAUAUGGCAGAGUCAGUUUGUUUACAAUGUCGGAUUUGGAAUGAAAGAGAACAUGUAUCCGCAAAUGGAAACCCUAUUGACGAUGAUCACGGAGGUUAUAAGCGUGCAACUGGAACAGCCGGAAGUACAACAGCUUAUCAAGAACCAGGAAAAAUAUGAUCUCCUCUUGCUGGAAGCUUGGCCACGACAAGCGUUGGUGUACACCUACCUGUUUAAAGCACCCGCGAUCUUAAUAAGUUCUUUAGCAGUUAUGUUCGGUAAAGAUGAAGACAAUGUUGGUGCACCGAAACAUCCGUUCCUAUAUCCAAUGAUGUUGCAACAAAAAAUCUACAAUCUAACUUUCUGGGAGAAAAUUGAGGAAUUAAGCAAACGUAUUUGGUUCUACGGAGUUCUAGACGCUCUAGAAGCGUACGAACUGGAAGUUUUUAGGAAACAACUUGGUGCAGACUUACCUAGCUAUGAAGAAUUGAGUAAUAAUAUCGAUAUGCUGUUCUUGAAUAGCCAUCCGAUGUGGAUGAACAAUCAACCGUUGCCGCCUAACGUGAUUACAAUGUGGGGUAUUCAUAAGAACCCUGAAAAAACUUUACCCAGUGAUCUGCAAAACUACCUGGACUCGUCAAAGAAUGGAGUGAUCUACUUAAGUUUCGGGUCGAAUGUGUUUUCGUCGUUGCUGGCACCGGAAAAGAUUCAAGUGUUCGUCCGUGUAUUUUCGAAGUUACCAUAUGAUGUCUUAUGGAAAUGGGAAACAGAUGUAUUGCCUAAUAAAUCGGACAACAUAAAAAUAUCAAAAUGGCUGCCGCAGACAGACGUUUUAAAACAUCCAAAAAUCAAAUUCUUUAUAACGCAAGGAGGUCUACAGUCAACUGAUGAAGCUGUAAGCGCUGGAGUACCAAUACUAGGAGUUCCCAUGUUCGGAGACCAAUGGUUUAAUAUAGAUAAAAUACUUUACUAUAAAAUAGGAGUUAAAGUUGAUAUGGAGACUAUAACAGAAGAAGUUCUAGAAGAAACUAUUCAAAAUAUGCUAAGUAAUAGAGACAGAUAUCGGGAGAACACCAUACGUCUUCGUAAACUAAUGGUCGACCAGCCCCAAAGUGCAUUGGAACGCGCUGUAUGGUGGACUGAAUAUGUGCUGCGACAUGGAGGGGCGAAACACCUUCGUGCGGCUACAGCAAAUAUGCCCUGGACAGAAUUCUAUGAGAUAGAAUUCUUACUCAACUUGGCUGCUAUUGCAUUUGGCGUUUUAGUGUCUAUAUUAUUUAUUUUCUAUUUGUUAUGGAUCUGGUUAUGUGUUAGACGAAAGCAAAAAAAUGAUUAG
This is a messenger RNA of Leptosia nina, 1545 nucleotides long. The record is from the annotation of a GenBank genome assembly. Lineage: Eukaryota; Metazoa; Arthropoda; Insecta; Lepidoptera; Pieridae.